AUGUCUGAACCACCCCAGGAUAUAAAGACAACUAUCGAGAAAACGGCACAGUAUGUCAAGAAGAAUGGAACUGCCUUCGAGCGAAAACUUCUUCAAAACGAUUCCGAUGGUAAGUUUUCCUUCUUGAACAACUCAGACAAGUAUAACUCAUACUACAAGUCUCUACUAGAGGGUCGGAGUGUGAGCAAAAAUGGAGAAGCAGUUAACCAGAACGACCAAAAAGAAAUUUUUCAUGAACCGCUGCAGUUUCUAUUCGUGACAGAGCUCCCGCCUAUCUCUACCUACGAUUUGAAUGUGAUCAAACUCACAGCUCAGUACAGUGCAAUCAACAGUUCCAAACAUACAGAAGCGCUUCAUAGAUACAUGGAUAAAAAAGGCAAUCGAAGCCAGUUUGCAUUUUUAAACCGUGGACAUAGUCUACAUUCAGUUUUCCAGAGCUAUCUUCGCCAAUACCUUGCAAUUAUAGAUGCAUCUAAAGGCAAGAAGAACAGCGAGGCUGUGAAGCACAUAGAUGAGUUGAUUAGCUCUACACCUCAGAAAAUGUUUCAAAAUGCGUAUGAGAGAGCUGUGUAUGAAAAGAAACACAAGAUGGAUAGGAGAGCCAAGGAGUCGGAGUUGAGAGAUUCUCAGCUCCAGUAUGCUCUGAUCGAUUGGCAGGAUUUCACAUUUGUAGCCAAAGUCAACUUCGAUGCUGUUGAUGAGGUUUCAGAAUUGGCGGUGCCUCUUCUGAGGGCUGACGUAGUUUACCGAGCAUUACUGGCCAAGUCUAAAGAGAUACAGUUGGAGGUUUUGCCAGUGAAGGAAAGUGAGGUGAACGAAGAGUCGCCAGAAACGCUUGAACAGAAUGAAGUGAAAAUGCCAGAGGUACAAAAGCUCAGCGCAGUUCCAAAGGGAAUGAAAAUCAGGGCCGCCGGAGAAUCUCGACUCAAGAGAAAGAAUAGAGAAGGCGAUGAAAAGCGCAUCCAAUGUCCAAUUACGGGCCAGAUGGUUGCAGAACUGAAGUUUGACCAGCACUUGAGAGUCCUCUUGAGAGAUCCAAGGUACAAAGAGCAGCAAGAUAACUACGUGAAGAAGAAUUUCAGCUAUGCAUCCAACAUCACCACGGAUCAAGUUUAUGAGAACAUCAAAAGAUUGGUAAAAAAGAGAGGGUAUUCAGAGGAGGAGGAAGAAAAUUCCAAGAGGAUAGAUAUAGGCCCACAGCAAUAG
Sungouiella intermedia is the source of this 1206-nucleotide messenger RNA. The record is from the annotation of a GenBank genome assembly. Lineage: Eukaryota; Fungi; Ascomycota; Pichiomycetes; Serinales; Metschnikowiaceae.